Messenger RNA from Fomitopsis serialis, 1836 nucleotides. RefSeq lists its product as uncharacterized. Gene Ontology annotation, biological process: mitotic spindle assembly checkpoint signaling; protein ubiquitination; ubiquitin-dependent protein catabolic process. Gene Ontology annotation, cellular component: ubiquitin ligase complex; mitotic spindle pole body; cytosol. The coding region runs from base 1 to 1836 and encodes 611 amino acids. The record is from RefSeq and is a predicted model, not a curated record. NCBI's taxonomy places the organism in Eukaryota, Fungi, Basidiomycota, Agaricomycetes, Polyporales, Fomitopsidaceae. The transcript is spliced from 5 exons. Gene Ontology annotation, molecular function: protein binding; ubiquitin protein ligase activity.
AUGGCCUGGAUUGGUGACCUCCAGUACGCCCUGCAACAGUUACCAGUUCCAGUCAAGUUCCCCAUCGCAGACGCCCUGACACCGGACACCGUGAAGAAAUUCGGCGGCAACGUCGACCGAGGACACUACGCGCCUAUACCCGGAUUGCUCGCGUCCGGCUCCUACUAUGCCCCUGGAAGCCCCUGGACCUUCCGCAUGAUGGCGGACGGCAGUAGCGCUGCCACGUGGUUCCACCUGGACCAUGUCCAAUUUUGCGAAACGCGCGAAACUGCGCUCCAGCCGACUCCAGCAGGACAAAUACAGACACGCCACAAGUGGCUAACGGGCGCCUCGCAGCUUGACCUCCUCGUCGACGACGACGAACACGCCCUCCCCACAUGGACCCCCUCUCACUCGGUGGCGAGUCACCCGCCGCCCUCGCACCCCUCACCGCCAGGCGACGCCAGCAGGGACUCACCGCCCCCAGUCGUCCCACCCGCCGACGGCGCACGCCGUCGAAACGCCCCCGCCCUCCAGCCAUCUUCAUCUCAGGCCGGUCUGUCGCAGAUGCUGCGCCGCCGACGAUCCGCAGGGGCCGUGGCCACGCCCCAAGGAGCAGCCGUGGCCCCUCGCCCGGCCACAUCGAACAACGCCGCAACGCACCGGAUCCGCCUCGUCCCGCACUUGGCCUCAAGAUCCUCACUGCGAUUCGAGCCCAUCUGCAGAGACGUGCGCGAGGGCGACCCGGCGCUGCGGAUCGGACGGUUCACCGACCGGUCAGGACUGGGACUGGCGGCGGCGAACGCACUCGGGUCGAACAAGCUCGCGUUCAAGUCGAAGGUGGUGUCGCGCGCGCACGCGGAGAUCUGGGCGGAGGCGGGCGGGCGGUUCUUCAUCAAGGACACGAAGAGCAGCUCGGGCACGUUCCUCAACCACGUCCGGCUCUCGCCCGCGAACACGGAGAGCCGCCCCUCGGAGCUGCGCGAUGGGGACAUUCUGCAGCUCGGCGUGGACUACCAGGGCGGGAACGAGGACAUCUACAAGUGCGUGAAGAUCAAGAUUGAGAUGGGCCGCGAAUGGCAGGCGCACGCCAACCCGUUCAACGCGAACGCCCUGAAGCAGCUGAAGGCGAUCUCGCUCCCGAACAACGCAACCUCGAAGAAGACGCUGCCGAGGUCGUCGCUCCCGGACUGCUGCAUCUGCCUGUUCGCGGUGACGAUCCACCAGGCGCUGUUCAUCGCGCCAUGCUCGCACGCGUUCCACUUCAAGUGCAUCCGGCCGCUGCUCGAGACGCACCACCCCGCGUUCUCGUGCCCGCUCUGCCGCACGUUCGCAAAUCUGGAAGAGGACGUCGAGGUUGAGAUCGAGGGGAGCGUGUUUGGCGGGGACGAUGAUAUCGAUGCGGACGUUUCGGUCGUCGUCGCUGCAGUCGCCGCUGCGGCCGUGGACAGGCCCGCGACGGGCGACAGCCAUCAGUCCCACUCUCGCUCGAGGGAGCGCGAGCGCGACAGGGAUCCUGGAGCGGAGACGGAGGUGGAGGCUGAGCCCCGCCCGAUCCGUGGACGGCUCAUGCACCACCCGCUUGCGGAUACGGACGUCGAGAUGGCAGAUGCCGACGGGAUCGCGCUGCCGCCGCUCCCGGAGGCCUCGCCACUCAUGGUCGCGCGGGCGUGGACGGCGGUCAACGGAGGUAGAGACGGUAGCGUGUCGCCCGUGCUCGUGCCAGGACCACUCAGCUCGGCAAUGGAGGUGUCCGAGGGCGAGGAGUACGGUGACGAGGCUUCGGGCAGCGGAGAAGGGUCGAGCGAAGUCAUGGUCGGUGGGACGCUGGGGGAGGGGCAUAAGCGCAAGCGGUGA